GGAGUAAAUCUAAGUGAUAAUAAGAGCAGCCUGUGCUCCUCAAACGUAGACACAAAAACAGUGAUUUUUUAAAUCAUUCCAGGCUGUGGGACUGAAGGACUUACGCCUAUUCGGGGAAGUGUGAGGACUGGCUCUCCGCCUCUGCCAGGACCUAUUCCCUGGAGGGGGCGGGGCCAACAUGGCGCCGAGCGCCGGGUGAGCGGCGCCUUGGCGGCGGUGAGAGACUUUUCCUGCGCGGGGCUCUCGGCUGGCGGGGGUGGGUUUGAGUGAUAACCCAGACUGGACCCUCUGAAUGGCCCGUGGGGGACCAAGAAGAAGACGGGUCUCCAUCUCUCUAUCCUGGGGCAUCAUUCUUCAGGGGAAGGAAGGAGCUGCAGAAUGGCUGAGGAGAAGAAGUUGAAACUCAGUAAUACUGUGCUGCCCUCCGAGUCGAUGAAGGUGGUGGCUGAGUCAAUGGGCAUCGCCCAGAUUCAGGAAGACACCUGCCAGCUGCUGACAGAUGAGGUCAGCUACCGCAUCAAGGAGAUUGCACAGGAUGCCUUGAAGUUCAUGCACAUGGGGAAGCGGCAGAAGCUCACUACCAGUGACAUUGACUACGCGCUAAAGCUUAAGAAUGUUGAGCCGCUCUAUGGCUUCCACGCUCAGGAGUUCAUACCUUUCCGUUUCGCCUCUGGUGGGGGCCGGGAACUUUACUUCUACGAGGAGAAGGAGGUUGAUCUGAGCGACAUCAUCAAUACCCCUCUUCCCAGGGUGCCCCUGGACGUCUGCCUUAAAGCUCACUGGUUGAGCAUUGAAGGCUGCCAGCCAGCUAUACCCGAGAACCCACCCCCAGCUCCCAAAGAGCAGCAGAAAGCUGAAGCCACAGAGCCCCUGAAGUCAGCAAAGCCAGGCCAGGAAGAAGAUGGACCCUUGAAAGGCAAAGGUCAAGGGGCUGCUCCAGCUGAUGGCAAAGGGAAAGAGAAGAAGGCACCACCCCUCCUGGAGGGGGCCCCUUUGCGACUGAAGCCUCGAAGUAUCCAUGAAUUGUCAGUGGAGCAGCAGCUGUACUACAAGGAGAUCACUGAAGCCUGUGUUGGCUCUUGUGAAGCCAAGAGAGCGGAAGCCCUGCAGAGCAUUGCAACGGACCCUGGGCUCUAUCAGAUGCUGCCACGAUUCAGCACCUUCAUCUCUGAGGGGGUCCGUGUGAACGUGGUGCAAAAUAAUCUGGCCCUGCUUAUCUACCUGAUGCGCAUGGUGAAGGCACUGAUGGAUAAUCCUACGCUGUAUCUAGAAAAAUAUGUGCAUGAAUUGAUUCCAGCUGUUAUGACCUGCAUUGUGAGCAGACAGCUGUGCCUGCGGCCAGAUGUAGACAAUCACUGGGCACUCCGGGACUUUGCUGCCCGCUUGGUGGCCCAGAUCUGCAAGCAUUUUAGUACAACCACUAACAACAUCCAGUCCCGGAUCACCAAGACCUUCACCAAGAGCUGGGUGGAUGAAAAGACUCCAUGGACGACACGUUAUGGCUCCAUCGCAGGCCUGGCAGAGCUGGGACAUGACGUAAUUAAGACUCUGAUCCUACCACGGCUGCAGCAGGAGGGGGAGCGGAUCCGCAGUGUCCUGGACGGCCCAGUGCUGAGCAACAUUGACCGCAUAGGAGCUGACCACGUGCAGAGCCUCCUCCUGAAGCACUGUGCCCCCGUUUUAGCAAAGCUUCGCCCACCACCUGACAAUCAGGAUGCCUAUCGGGCAGAAUUUGGGUCUCUUGGGCCCCUCCUCUGCUCCCAUGUGGUCAAAGCCCGAGCCCAGGCUGCUCUGCAGGCUCAGCAAGUCAACAGGACCACACUGACCAUCACUCAGCCACGGCCCACACUGACCCUCUCGCAGGCCCCUCAGCCCGGCCCUCGGACCCCUGGCUUGUUGAAGGUCCCUGGCUCUAUCACACUGCCCGUCCAGACACUGGUGUCUACACGAGCUUCUGCCCCACCUCAGCCUUCCCCUCCUCCGACCAAGUUCAUUGUAAUGUCCUCCUCUAGUGCCUCGUCCACGCAGCAGGUCCUGUCCCUCAGCACCUCGGCCCCCGGUUCAGGCUCCACCACCACCUCCCCUGUCACCACCACAGUCCCUAGCGUGCAGCCCAUCGUCAAGCUGGUCUCCACCGCCACAACCGCACCCCCGAGCACUGCUCCCUCUGGCCCGGGUAGUGUCCAGAAGUACAUUGUGGUCUCUCUCCCCACCACUGGAGAGGGCAAAGGCGGCUCCACCUCCCAUCCUUCUCCAGCCCCUCCCCAGUCCUCAGCACCUUCCCCUCUUGGAGGCAGUACCCUUUGUGGGGGGAAACUAGACACUGGGGAUAGCUCGCCUCCAGCUCCAGGGACUCCGAAAGCAAAUGGUUCCCAGCCUCCUGGACCUGGCUCCCCUCAGCCUGCACCUUGAUGCUGUCACACAUGUCGAUUUUCUCUGCUAGUGUGUGUCUCUCAUACACACGUGUGCUGGAUGGAUGGAAGUAGUGAUCUGCUUCCCUCACGUCACUUUCUUUUUAGAUAUUGUACAGCAAGUUCUCAGAAUAAAAGUUUGAUUUGUAAAUUCU
Molecule: messenger RNA, 2566 nt
Organism: Condylura cristata (star-nosed mole)
Lineage: Eukaryota; Metazoa; Chordata; Mammalia; Eulipotyphla; Talpidae
Gene: TAF6
Product: TAF6 RNA polymerase II, TATA box binding protein (TBP)-associated factor, 80kDa
Exons: 15
Coding region: 379-2412 (677 amino acids)
Biological process (GO): RNA polymerase II preinitiation complex assembly; transcription initiation at RNA polymerase II promoter
Cellular component (GO): transcription factor TFIID complex; SLIK (SAGA-like) complex; SAGA complex
Molecular function (GO): RNA polymerase II general transcription initiation factor activity; protein heterodimerization activity; transcription coactivator activity
Source: RefSeq, a predicted model, not a curated record